This is a messenger RNA of Limulus polyphemus (Atlantic horseshoe crab), 553 nucleotides long. RefSeq names its product oxygen-dependent coproporphyrinogen-III oxidase-like. Gene Ontology annotation, cellular component: mitochondrial intermembrane space; cytoplasm. Gene Ontology annotation, molecular function: coproporphyrinogen oxidase activity. Lineage: Eukaryota; Metazoa; Arthropoda; Merostomata; Xiphosura; Limulidae. The annotation marks the transcript as partial. The record is from RefSeq and is a predicted model, not a curated record. The transcript is spliced from 7 exons.
UUAUUAUUAUAUUGUUAUACAACGUUUGUGGAAUAGACACACUUAGUCGUAUAAGUUGCAGUUAUUUUGAAUACUGGCUUAGGAUGUGGAAGCCAUGGCAGUUAGUUUUGGUAACGGCCAAAAAAGUGACUGUUGUAGCUGCUACCAGAACUUUUCAGUCUAGAAGAACUUUAAAGCUUCUGGCUGCAGGUGUUGCUACUAGUGUUGUAACAUGGAAUUAUGUCCAGGAACACAAGGCUGAAAUGGCCAAGAUAAAAGUUUCCAACUUUAUGGGUGAAACAGUUACAGACCAAGAUUGGUUGGAAAAGAACAUUAACGAUAUGAAGUCUAGGAUGGAAUUAAUGAUUUUAAAAGUUCAGGCUGAUGUCUGUCAUGCCCUUGAAGAGGUUGAAGGAGGCAAGAAGUUUCAAGUUGAUCAGUGGAAAAGACCACAGGGUGGAGGAGGUAUCACAUGUGUGUUACAAGAUGGUGAAGUAUUUGAAAAAGCUGGGGUCAACAUUUCUGUGGUUCAUGGAGAGCUUCCUCCAGCAGCAGUUCAACAAAUGAGAGCCAG